Molecule: messenger RNA, 4023 nt
Organism: Malus domestica (apple)
Lineage: Eukaryota; Viridiplantae; Streptophyta; Magnoliopsida; Rosales; Rosaceae
Product: probable leucine-rich repeat receptor-like protein kinase At1g35710
Biological process (GO): protein phosphorylation
Molecular function (GO): protein binding; protein kinase activity; ATP binding
Source: RefSeq, a predicted model, not a curated record
AAAUGGAAAGACUUUCCAUGGUCUGAACCAUGAAGAUGUCAAUUUAUUGUGGAAAACAGAACAUUUUGCAAGUCCUGUAGUUUUGUUCUUCUCUCCCACCCUUUUUUCUUUGUACAGGUCGAAUUAAUUUGAAUAGCUAGUGAAUGGCAUUAUAAAGAAACCCUAGAACUAGACUAUAAUAUGCACACAAAAUUGAACAGAGGCCAUGAUAUCUUUAUCUUUUCACAAAGUAUGCUCUCUGGCUUACUGCCUUAUCUUAUACAUACCUCUUCUUUCAUCGCCAAGUCACGUUGCCUUUGCUACUACUGAAGCAGAAGCACUUCUCAAAUGGAAAGCCACCUUUCAAAACCAAACCCAUCUCCAAAAUCUCACCUCUUGGACUUACUCUCCCAGUAAUAAUGGCACCACCAAUUCUUCAAGCAAUUCCAAAGCGCAAGUACCUCCAUGCUUCUGGACUGGUAUUUCAUGCAAUGCUGCAGGAAGUGUCAUUGCAAUAAACCUUACCAAUUCCAAUAUACAAGGUACGCUACAUGAUUUUUCAUUCAUGUCCUUCCCCAAUCUUGAAUACCUCAACCUUGGCGUCAAUAAUCUCUUUGAUGCCAUUCCACCUCAGAUCAGUUCCCUUUCGAAACUCAACAAUCUCAAUCUCUGUAACAAUCGGUUUUUUGGGAGUAUUCCACAAGAGAUAGGGAACUUGAAGUCUCUUAUGGACCUAGAUUUGUCUGAGAAUCAACUUAGUGGUUCAAUCCCAGCAUCUGUGGGUAAUCUCACAAACCUUAACUACCUCUAUCUCUACAAAAAUAAUCUUUCUGGUUCUAUUCCUAAAAAGAUAGGUAACUUAAAAUCUCUUGCGAACCUUAAUCUGAGUGAAAAUCAGCUCAAUGGUUCAAUCCCAACAUCUGUAGGAGAUCUCACAAACCUUACCCUUCUCAGCCUCUUCGAUAAUAAUCUUUCUGGUUCUAUUCCUAAAGAGAUAGGUAACUUGAAAUCUCUUGUGUGGCUCUCCUUGUAUAAGAAUCCACUCAGUGGUUCAAUCCCAACAUCUAUAGGUGAUCUCACAAACCUUACCCUUCUCCAUCUCUACAAAAACAAUCUUUCUGGUUCUAUUCCUAAAGAGAUAGGUAACUUAAGAUCUCUUACGGACCUUGACUUGAGUGAAAAUCAGCUCAAUGGUUUAAUCCCAUUAUCCAUAAGAGAUCUCACAAACCUUACCUUUCUCAACCUCUUCAAAAAUAAUCUUUUUGGUUCUAUUCCUAAAGAGAUAGGUAACUUAAAAUCUCUUGCGAACCUUGAUCUGAGUGAAAAUCAGCUCAAUGGUUCAAUCUCAACAUCCAUUGGAGAUCUCACAAACCUUACCUUUCUCAAUCUCUUUAAAAAUAAUCUUUCCGGUUCAGUUCCUGCUUCAAUUGGUAACCUGACCAACUUGGAAUCCUUAUUGCUAUGUGUGAACCAACUCUCUGGCCCCAUCCCGCAAGAGAUAGAGAACUUAAAGAAUUUGACUGCUCUACUGUUGUAUAAUAACCAUUUUUCUGGUUAUUUACCCCAUAGUAUUUGCAGCGGUGGACUCCUCAGAAACUUUUCAAUAUCCAAUAACCAUUUGACUGGUCCAAUCCCCAAAAGCUUGAAAUUCUGCACGAGCUUAUUCAGAGUUCGUCUUGAUGGAAACAAGUUGACAGGAAAUAUGUCUGAAGACUUUGGGGUCUAUCCAAAUCUUUAUUUUAUGGAUAUGAGCCACAAUAACUUAUAUGGGGAAAUCUCACAAACUUGGGGACAAUGCCCGCAAUUAGAAACCCUACUAAUUGCGGGAAACAACCUUACUGGUAGCAUACCUCCUAAUAUUGUCAAUGCACAAAAACUUCAUGAGCUAGAUCUUUCUUCAAAUCGCUUAGUUGGGGCGAUUCCGAAGGGAUUCAGGAGAAUGACUUCUUUGCUGAAGUUGAUGUUAAAUGGAAAUCAACUUUCAGGCCCUAUACCAUUGGAAUUUGGAUCACUAAUUGAUCUUGAAUAUCUUGACUUGUCAUCAAACAAAUUCAACGAGUUAGUUCCUAGCAAUCUAGGUGCCUUUCUCAAACUGCACCAUUUGAAUUUAAGCAACAACAACUUUUCUCAAGGAAUUCCACCUGAAUUGGGGAAGUUAGUUCAGUUGAACGAACUUGAUUUAAGUUACAACUCACUCGAAGGUAGUAUACCACCAGAAAUCGCCAAUAUGGAGAGUUUGGAGACGCUUAAUCUUUCCCACAACAAUCUUUCGCGUUUCAUACCAUCAAGUAUUGAAGGCAUGCUCGGCUUAUUGUAUGUUGACAUAUCUUACAAUGAAUUGGAAGGUCCUCUUCCCAACAACAAAGCGUUUCAAGAAGCUCCCCCAGAAGCUGUACAAGGGAACAAAGGAUUGUGUGGCAAUAUUACAUCUUUGCAACCUUGUACUCAUGGCUCAAGAAAGAACCACAAGUGGGUAUUUGUAAUCUCAUUCACCCUUCUAUCAGCAGUUUUCCUUCUUUGUGCUUUCUUUACAAUUGUCUUCGUAGUGGAAAGAAAGAAGAAGUAUCGGGAUAAAGGAGGAAAAAACAUCCAUGAAGAAGUAUCAUUUUCAGUUUUGAAUUUUGAUGGAAUGUCAAUGUAUGAGGAAAUCAUAAGGGCGACCGAAAACUUUGAUUCCAUAUAUUGCAUCGGGAGGGGAGGACAUGGAAGCGUCUACAAAGCAAACUUGUCAUCUACCGUCAUAGUGGCUGUGAAGAAACUCCAUCACUUGUGGGAUGGCGAGAAGAACUUGGAGGAGGGAUUCUUGAAUGAAAUAAGAGCACUGACAGAGGUUAGACACCGGAACAUCGUGAAGCCUUAUGGUUUUUGUUUGCACCAACGACACUCAUUCUUGGUGUGCGAGUUUCUUGAAAGAGGUAGCUUGGCUAAAAUUUUGAGCGAAGAUGAAAAAGCUAAAGAAGUGGGAUGGAGAAAAAGGGUGAAUAUUGUUAACGGUAUAGCUAAUGCCUUAGCAUAUAUGCACCAUGACGUUGUGCCACCAAUUGUUCACCGGGAUAUAUCAAGCAAGAACAUUUUGCUGGAUUUUGAAUAUGAGGCCUUGGUUUCAGACUUUGGCACUGCUAAGUUUCUGAAUCGAGACUCAACUAAUUGGACUGCCGUUGCAGGCACAUAUGGAUAUAUUGCACCAGAGCUUGCAUAUACAAUGGAAGUGAAUGAUAAAUGCGAUGUUUAUAGCUUUGGAGUGGUCGCAUUGGAAACAAUUAUGGGGAGGCAUCCCGGAGAUUUUUUCUCAUCAUUCUCAACAAUGCCUUAUUCAUUCUCGUCAUCAUCAUCUGCGUUACUAGUCCAUCAAAUGCCAAUUAUGGAUGUUCUGGACCAACGCAUUUUGCCUCCAACGCAUCAAGAAGCAGGGGAAGUUCUCUCUCUUGUGAAAAUUGUGUUUUCAUGCUUGCAUCCCAGUCCGCAAUCUCGUCCAACAAUGAAACAAGUUUCUCAACUCCUCUCAACUCAAAAGCUGCAUUUGUCGAAGCCAUUACGUAUGAUAACCUGCGGUGAAUUGCUUACACUGGAUCCUUUAACUGCAUGAGAAUCAGAGAAAGUGGGUUUUUCCUAAAUAAGUUCUCCCUACAUCGAGUAUUCCCUUUAGAAGAAAGUUUCUUUGUAGAUGUUUCCGUUUUUGUAAUUUAUUUCAUGCACUUGUUUGCUGUGGCUCUAUGUACUUUCACGUACUUGCUUGCAUGGUUUGAAAUUUCAGAUACUCUAUACAUGUUCUGACAAGGAGUACCCAAAUUGCAUUGCCAAUUUAAUUGAACCUGUUGUCAUCAUAUGAUGAAUGAAUCUCAAUAUUGGAUGAUUCGAGUUAGCCUGAUUGAGUUGUGAGCUGCAAUUUCAAAGACAUGGCGAUAUGUAAAGUUAAAGCAAGUAAAAAAUCUGGAGAAGUAUGCUGAAGGAAACAAAGAGAAAUAUUAGUCAGUACAUUAAUACACCCUUUUUCGGUUUUGCAAAUGUAAAAGAAGACCAAUGUGAGUUUUAUCCUUUUCUCUG